Molecule: messenger RNA, 1386 nt
Organism: Penicillium canariense
Lineage: Eukaryota; Fungi; Ascomycota; Eurotiomycetes; Eurotiales; Aspergillaceae
Gene: aspB
Product: septin AspB
Exons: 4
Coding region: 1-1386 (461 amino acids)
Biological process (GO): cytoskeleton-dependent cytokinesis
Cellular component (GO): septin ring; microtubule cytoskeleton; cytosol
Molecular function (GO): GTPase activity; molecular adaptor activity; GTP binding
Source: RefSeq, a predicted model, not a curated record
AUGUCUUCGCCCAUUGCGAACGGUUCCCCCGUCGCGUCCCGCGACUCCCCCGCGCCCAGCGGCGGCAAGGAGUCGCCUUUCGUGGAGCGCAGCAACCCCAUGGGCUCCGGCAAUGCCCAGACUGUCAGCUCGCGGGACCCGAAGGCCGCUGCCCAGGCUGCCACCGACAUGAAGAACGUUGUCCGCCGCAAGCUCACCGGCUACGUCGGUUUCGCCAACCUGCCCAACCAGUGGCACCGCAAGAGUGUCCGUAAGGGAUUCAACUUCAAUGUCAUGGUUGUCGGUGAAUCUGGCCUCGGAAAGUCGACCCUCGUUAACACCCUGUUCAACACCUCUCUCUACCCCCCGAAGGAGCGCACCGGCCCCAAUGCCGACAUUAUCCCCAAGACCGUGUCGAUCCAGUCGACCAGCGCCGAUAUUGAGGAGAACGGUGUCCGCCUCCGCCUGAGCGUCAUUGAUACUCCUGGAUUCGGUGACUUCGUCAACAACGACGACUCGUGGCGCCCUAUUGUCGAGAACAUCGAGCAGCGCUUCGAUACUUACCUGGAGGCCGAGAACAAGGUCAACCGCAGCAACAUUGUCGACAACCGCAUCCACGCCUGCGUUUACUUCAUCCAGCCUACCGGCCACUCCCUGAAGCCCCUGGAUAUCGAGGUUAUGCGCCGCCUGCACACCAAGGUCAACCUGAUCCCGGUCAUCGCCAAGGCCGAUACCCUGACCGACGAGGAGGUUGCUCUGUUCAAGCAGAGAAUCCUUGCCGAUAUCCAGCACCACUCUAUUCAAAUCUUCGAGGGUCCCCGCUACGAGCUCGACGAUGAGGAGACCAUUGCUGAGAACCAGGAGAUCAUGUCCAAGGUGCCCUUCGCCGUGGUCGGUGCCAACUCGGAGGUCAGCGCCGCUGAUGGCCGUCGUGUCCGUGGCCGUAGCUACCCCUGGGGUGUCAUCGAGGUCGACAACGAGGAGCACUGCGACUUCGUCAAGCUGCGCCAGAUGCUGAUCCGCACCCACAUGGAGGAGCUCAAGGAGCACACCAACAACUUCCUGUACGAGAACUACCGCUCGGACAAGCUCACCCAGAUGGGUGUCGCCCAGGACCCGAGCGUGUUCAAGGAGGUCAACCCGGCCGUCAAGCAGGAGGAGGAGCGUGCCCUGCACGAACAGAAACUGUCCAAGAUGGAGGCCGAGAUGAAGAUGGUCUUCCAGCAAAAGGUUUCCGAGAAAGAAAGCAAGCUCAAGCAGAGCGAAGACGAACUCUAUGCGCGACACCGCGAGAUGAAGGACCAGUUAGACCGGCAGCGGCAGGAACUAGAGGAAAAGAAAUCCCGCCUGGAGACUGGACGCCCCAUCGAAGAAAAGGGCAAGCGCAAGGGCUUCUCGCUCCGCUAA